This is a messenger RNA of Xiphias gladius (swordfish), 1804 nucleotides long. Its product is annotated as zinc finger protein 771-like. The transcript has 2 exons. NCBI's taxonomy places the organism in Eukaryota, Metazoa, Chordata, Actinopteri, Istiophoriformes, Xiphiidae. Gene Ontology annotation, biological process: regulation of transcription by RNA polymerase II. Gene Ontology annotation, molecular function: DNA-binding transcription factor activity; RNA polymerase II cis-regulatory region sequence-specific DNA binding. The coding region runs from base 103 to 1401 and encodes 432 amino acids. The record is from RefSeq and is a predicted model, not a curated record.
UCGAACGCUGCAGUCAGGAAGCGCAGCCUUCGGGUGGGGACCUCCGUCCUGGUGAUCGGAUUUGCCCAUUCUUCCCCGGUCAACGCCGGCUGUCCCCUCAGGAUGUCCACCAUCCAGUUACUGAGAGCGUUCGUCAGUCAGCGACUGACUGCGGCCGUAGAGGAAAUAAUCGGGGCGUUCGAAAGAACGAUAAGCGAGUACGAGGAGGAGAUCGAUCGCCAGCGCAGGCUGCUGGAGGCUGGGCGACAGCCCGGCAUCGGGGCGGCCUUAAACAACCAGACAGGUGGGUGUCAGGACAUCCAGCCACUGAUUGUCAAUGCAAAGAUUCCCCCGGGGCGCCCCAGUCUGGACCAGGAGACCACAAAGCCCCCACACAUUAAAGAGGAACCAGAGGACGUGUGGACUAGUCACGAGGGACAACAGUUCCAAAGGCCGGAGGCGACAGAUAUCCCAGAGUUCCACUUCCCUCCUGUCUCGAUGAAGAGUGAAGACGAUGAAGAGAAGCCUCAGUUAUCACAGCUCCACCAAAGCCUAACCGAGGAGAACAAGGAGGCAGAUCCUCCAGCUACCAGACCAGCUCAACAGAUCAAAGCCGGAACUGCUGGAGAGGAGUGUGGAGGAUUAGAACCAACCUUUGACUUGGAUGUAGCUGGAUUUUUAAAAGCGACCAGCGAUGGUCAGUUUUUCCUUUCACAGUGUUUUAAAACUGAGACUGAAGUCUUAGAUGGUGACUGGAACCACAUGAUCAGAUCAGAUCAGCCAUUUUCAGACACAAGGAAAGAGAGUGACACUGUGUCUAAUAAGAGAUCUCAUAAUCAGAAAAAACUCUAUAAAUGCCCAGCGUGUAGCAAAACAUUCAAACACAACACGGCUCUGCAAAGACACAUCACAUGUCACACAGGGGAGAGGCCAUUUGACUGCACUGAGUGUGGUAAGACAUUUAGGCAAAAGGGAAGUUUGCACAUACACAUGAGAAAACACACCGGAGAGAAGCCUUUCAGCUGCUUAGUUUGUGGUAAAAACUUCACCCAGAGUGGAACAUUAGCUGCACACAUGAGAAUUCAUACUGGAGAAAAGCCUUUCAGCUGCUCAGUGUGUAAGAAAAGGUACAAUGAAAGAGGGACACUAGUCAGACACAUGAGAGUCCACACUGGAGAGAAACCAUUUACUUGCUCACUUUGUGGCAAAAGGUUUAGUGAAAAAGGAAAUCUGAAUAAACACAAGAAAAUCCACACAGGAGAAAAACCAUUUAGUUGCAGUGUAUGUGAGAAAAAAUUUAGUUUGUUGUCGCACCUCAAAAACCACAGGUGUCCCGGUAAGAAAAGCAGUGAAGCUGUAGAGCAGGAACUUCGGCUGAAAUGUCCAAAAGUUACAAUACAGUUAACCAGACACAUCUUAUGAGUCAGUCAGGAGGAAAACCAUUUAGUCAAUGUUGUCUUUUUACUUUUCUCUGGUGUUGAGUAGACCCAAUGAUUCACCUGUUAAUCCAGGAAAUAAUCAGCAGAUGAAUCAACAACGAAAAUAAUCUUUAGUUGCAGCUCUACUCUGAUUCAGAAUUCUUAACCUUUAUUUAUAUUGUAAAAAUAAUUUGAGAGAAUCAACUGCUUAAACUAACCCGACAUGAUCAGUGAGAUAGUCUCACCAGAGAAGUAGAGCAGAACGUUUGCAGGCAGCACAACAUUCUUAGAGUUAAAUGAAUCCAGGUAUUUUGAAAACCAGGAACUGGAACCAAAAUGGAACAUGCUACACUGCACAGUGUGUGUGUGUGUAUGUAUAUGUAUAUAUGUGUAUAUAUAUAUAUAUA